Salvelinus sp. IW2-2015 is the source of this 2455-nucleotide messenger RNA. Its product is annotated as homeobox protein Nkx-2.5. Gene Ontology annotation, biological process: cell differentiation; regulation of transcription by RNA polymerase II. Gene Ontology annotation, molecular function: RNA polymerase II cis-regulatory region sequence-specific DNA binding; DNA-binding transcription factor activity, RNA polymerase II-specific. Gene Ontology annotation, cellular component: nucleus. Lineage: Eukaryota; Metazoa; Chordata; Actinopteri; Salmoniformes; Salmonidae. The record is from RefSeq and is a predicted model, not a curated record.
CAAGACUGAUAGGAACAGAUAAUGAAUGUGUCGUUAAUAAGCUGUCGUUAAUAACCUAUCCGUAUUCCUCUAUCCGUAUUCCUCUAUCCGUAUUCCUCUUAUCAGCAGAUACGUUUUAUUAGCCUAUUAAAACAGUCAAAAAGAAACAUUCUCAACCGUGCAGGCCUGCACACACACUGACUCAACUUUCUCUCUCAAGACACACAUUCUUCUUCCAUUUGUAUAAUGAGGACGGCUACAACUAUGUUGAGUUCAUUAUAGUUUCAGACGGUUACUAUUCCAUUUUUACAUAAUUCAAUGUGGACUAUAUGCAAACCAUGAUAAAAACAGGUUUCCUACCUGUCCAGAUACUGCAUGGAGCGUUUCUGAGGGCUGAUACCAGAUUCACAUUAUUCUUGCCUAGAUCCUACUUAUUUUUAAAUGUCCAAUUGAAAUAACGCGAUGUGUUUAUUUCGGCGUAGGAAUCCUGUAACAUAAUAAAACAUUUCAAUAGUUGCUACUUGAUAAUCUUCUCUAAACGCUAAAUACAGAGAAGAGCUUGCGCCCUCGCGCCAUGCAGUCACCCAUCCCAUUUUCUCGUGACGUAACGGAGAAAGGAGCGUCUGUCUUGGGUCCGCCAACAAAACAGAAACUGGGUCUAACCAAAUCCCUCAGCUAGCUAAACACACACACAGCCGAGGCAGAGAGCACAGAGUAGAGAGAUGAGAGCUGUCACUUCACGAAACAAGCCAGUCCUCCUUCGCAUAACUCCACGAAUAAAAAGCAAGGCGCAGCAAUCCUUAAGGCAACUGUAGGUUUUUUUCUCAGAGACGAAUAGACCCCCUUUUGGAUCCGUUUACCUUCAAUACCGUCUAUCCAAACAAACACCUGCUUGAGGAGUUCUUUAUGCUCGGAUGAGCCACUUCACCAAGGGACUAUAAUUUCUACUUCAUGUGAACGAAUCGGAGCCUAUGAUAAUAAUGCUUCCUAGCCCUGUUAUUUCUGCCUCCACCACGCCGUUCUCAGUCAAGGACAUACUGAAGUUGGAGCUUCAGCAGCAUGCUCAACAACAGCGGCUUGCCUCACACCUUGGGCCGCCCCAUGAGCGCUCUCACCCGGGUCCACAGCAGCACCAAUACAACCUCCAGUCGCCCCCGUCUUGUAUGCUGGCCAGCAGGGACAGCCCCAGCCCCGGGCUCUCGGAAGAAGAGGAGAGGAUGGCCUACCUGAGUAGUCUGACGGUUCAGGAGCGGCUAAUGGAGACGGGUCUAGCCGGGGAGAUAUUCAUUUCCCCGGGGCUGCAGGGACAUUCAGCCGACACCAGCCUGGAGGUUGAGCAAGAGGACAUAGACGCGAAAGCUUGUGGCGCAAUGGGGGUGAGGGCCUGUGAGGAGUCCCCGCAGGCGCACUCGGACUUGGAGAGACUCCCAAAACAGCAGAGGACCCGGCGGAAACCGCGCGUGCUCUUCUCCCAGGCGCAGGUGUUCGAGCUUGAGCGGCGCUUCAAGCAGCAGCGUUACCUAUCCGCCCCCGAGAGGGAACACCUGGCGAAUACUUUGAAACUGACCUCCACACAGGUCAAAAUCUGGUUCCAGAACAGGAGGUAUAAGUGUAAACGGCAGCGGCAGGACAAGACCCUAGAAAUGGCCGGACACCCUCACCAUCUUCCCCCACCUAGGAGAGUGGCAGUCCCGGUGCUGGUGCGGGAUGGGAAGCCCUGCCUGGCUGGAUCUCAGAACUAUAAUACAUCCUACAGUGUUGGAGCGUGCAGCCCCUAUAGUUAUAACGGCUAUCCGGCUUAUUCUUACAAUAAUCCAGUGUAUACUAACACAUACUCAUGCACGUACUCUAGCCUGCCUGCUCUAGCACCCAACUCUACUGCUAACGCUUUUAUGAAUAUGGGUCUGGCGAACCUGGGCGCGUCGCAAUCUCAGGCCCAAACACCACAGGGAACAGGCUGCCAAGGAACUCUGCAGGGCAUUCGGGCCUGGUAGCUGAAUGUGAUGAUCUGCUUGUUGAUUAACAGUUGAUGACGUCGAUCACUAGCCUACAGUAUUUUUGGGAUAAGGGAAACCUGUCUGUGUCCCAUGCAGCGAAAUAGAAGGAUUUCUCAUUGAAAGCUGUCAUAUUGAGACUCGAUCAUCUUGUACGAAUAUAUUAGUUGUUUCCUCAUCAACGCGGCAAAAACAUGUUUUUAAAAGUUGUUGGAUUAUUCCAGAGUCACUGUUGGAUAUAGAUAUAUACUAUGGCAACAUUGCAGACGGACUAAAACGCGUGCGCAACCGUGCGUAAUAUGGCCUAAAAGCUGUUGGGUGCUUGUGAACCAAGGAUGUGAAUGGCAAACAUUGGCAAUGAUUAUAUCUGAGCUCUUUACAUCAGAAAUAUGACUUUACCAGUAGCCUACUUGGUCUUUACCAGUGAAAACAUUAUUCUUCAACAACAUAAUAGAAACUCCUUAAAUAAAAGAUCGAACAUG